AUGCACGCGGGACACGGCGGUUAUUAUGUUGGUGAGAGACAUGGUGAGCAUAAAGGCUAUGGACAUCAAUCCGGAUGUGGAACGGGGCACUAUGGUGGUCAUCAUGAAUCAAUGAAUCAUUGUUAUUCAUCUGGUCACGGCUAUGCUUAUGAAGGAAUGUUGAAAGCGUCUCCACAUCGAUCGACAUCGACAAUCGAUCCU
This is a messenger RNA of Mesorhabditis belari, 201 nucleotides long. The record is from the annotation of a GenBank genome assembly. NCBI's taxonomy places the organism in Eukaryota, Metazoa, Nematoda, Chromadorea, Rhabditida, Rhabditidae.